Messenger RNA from Lucilia sericata (common green bottle fly), 1333 nucleotides. RefSeq names its product alpha-tocopherol transfer protein-like. The transcript has 2 exons. Gene Ontology annotation, cellular component: membrane. Bases 93 to 1067 code for a protein of 324 amino acids. NCBI's taxonomy places the organism in Eukaryota, Metazoa, Arthropoda, Insecta, Diptera, Calliphoridae. Gene Ontology annotation, molecular function: phosphatidylinositol bisphosphate binding. The record is from RefSeq and is a predicted model, not a curated record.
GUAUUUGAUGAAUAGUUCAGUUGUAUUUUGUCUGUUAAUUUAAAGAUUAACAUUACGUCCUAAAUUUAAACCCACCUUAUCAAAUACUCAAAAUGAAACAAACUGUCGAUCAAAAUGAAGCCGUACUUUCCGAGGCUCUAUUGAAAAUAGCAAAACGUGAAUUACGUGAAGAUAAAUGUACACGUGAACAAAGUUUAGAACAAUUUCGCAAUUGGUUAACGAAAAACGAAGAUAUACUCAAUAUGCGUAUGGAUGAUCAUUUUCUGUUGCGUUUCUUGAGAGCCAAAAAGUUUAGUGUACCCAUGGCUGAACAAACACUACUCAAGUACCUCAAUGUCAAGCGUACAUUUCCUGAAUAUACGACACAAUUGGAUUUGAAUGAUGAAAAGAUUUAUGAUGUUCUAAACAGUGGUUAUAUAUUUGCCACACCCAAACGUGAUAAGAAUGGAAGACGUGUGGUGAUCAUCAAUGCCAAAGGUUUUAAUGCCAAGAAAUAUAGCAGCAUGGAUCAGGCCAAAGCUCAUUUCUUAACCUAUGAAUAUCUCAUGGAAGAUCCUCAGACACAAGUUUUGGGUUUAACACAUGUGGGUGAUUUCUCGGGCGUAACCACCGCCCAUGUUACCAACUGGAAUCCCACAGAAUUUGCUCGGCUCUUCAAAUGGGGCGAACAGUCAUUGCCUUUAAGACAUAAAGAGAUACAUUUGGUAAAUGUACCCUCUACUCUCAAAUGGUUGAUUGAUUUUGUUAAAAAUCGUGUCAGUUCUAAAAUACGCAAUCGUCUUACCGUCUAUACCAACGAUAAAGAUUUAACCAAAGCUGUUGAUCCCGAAUGUUUGCCCUUAGAGUUGGGUGGCAAAAUGCCUCUUAAUGAAAUGGUAGAAUUAUGGAAACAAGAAUUAAAAGAAAAACGUGAUGUUAUUGUUAAAUUAGAUGAAAUUAGACUGCUUAGCGAUCGUGGUAUACAGCGUAAGAGUUCUUAUAAUGCCGAAAAGAGCAGUGGACAACCUACUUUCGUGUCGCAAAUCGAAUCAAUACAAGGAAGUUUUCGAAAAUUGGAAUUUGAUUAAAAGUGAAUUGAUCUUAUAAAAUUUUUAAAUGAUUGUUAUAUAAAUAUUGUUAUUAGUUUUAAGUUAAUUAACAUUAUGUACAUCUGUUUAGAUUAAAAUGCACAUUUUUUUAUUGUUUUUUUUUACAUUUAUGAUUUAUACAUGAUUAUUUUCAAAACGUUUUGUUUUGAUCGACAUUAAUUUAAGAAAUAAAGCACAUGAAUAAAAAUUACAUUUUCAAGAAUAUUUCUUUUAAUGUUGGCCUUAUAGAUCCAGUAUCUUUUUCU